UAUUUGUACAGGUUCGUACAAAAAUUAUAAUAAUUCAUUUGGACCUGACUCUUGUUUGUCCAUCCGGCCGUUAAGCCUUUCGAAGAUGGAGAAAACAUGCAGAUGAAUUCUGUUGAAGGGAUAUGUUUACAACAUGAUAUGAACUUUCAAUUACGAUGUUGUCAUUUUAUGCAAACUAAGUCGUUGUUUUACACUGAUGAAGUCCUUAUUACAUUCUGUAAGCCUGCUGAUGUUUAAUCAAAGCUGAUUGUUUUAUUUUCUAUGAAUGAAAGAAGGAAAGUUAAUAAUGCUGGAUUUUAAUAUAUAUAUCCUUGACUGACAACAUAAAACAACGAGAAUGGAAAUUGUUUUUCCGUUUUAAUCAGUUGCAAGGAAGCAUAUGCUCAUAUAAGGGUGUGUUUUUUAAGCACUAGCAUCAGUAGUGUGGUUGAUGUACAGCACUACAUCAUGUCCUGGUGGAACAAUACAACAGAUCCACUAAAUUCCAGCAAAUCUGCACAGGACCAAGUGAACUCCACGUGUCCCUUUGUUGAUUCCACUGCAGAGAGAUUUUCCAAACUCUUCGCGUACUGUUUUAUUCUACCGGGCAGUUUAUUUGGAAACAUCUUCAUAAUCAUCAUCGUCUACAAGAAUCGAGAUUUACGAAAAACAAUUAACUACUUCAUCGUGAACAUGGCCUUGUCUGAUUUAGUUUUUUCUCUGAUUAUACUCCCAGUUAAAAUAACUGAGUUGGUGACCGACUCAAGGCAUUGGUACGUCAGUGGAAUCCUAGGAGCGAUUUUGUGCAAGUUGUUCUUUUUCGCAGGCUAUGUGUCUUUUCUUGUGUCAACGCAAAGCUUGGUGUGGAUAGCAAUUGAUAGAUUUGUCGCCGUAGUUUUUCCAAUGAAACUUGGACUUAUUUCAAGCAAGAUUCGAACGAUAGCCAUCGUUUCUACCUGGAUUUGUGCAGGCUUUGUCAAUUUUCCACUGCUAAUAUCUUCGAAACUUGUUGCGCGUGGCAAUGACACAGCUUGUGCAGAGACAAAUAUGGAAUCAUUUUUCUUUAACAAGAAAGCUAACGUGACAUAUGUUUGGCUUCAGUUUUCUUUACUUAUCAUUGCUCCGUUAGUUGUAAUAACCGUUAUGUACACUGCGAUAACAAUUACCUUAAAACUGCAGAGAAAGGGCAGUUUUUUUGGGAACACGUUCAUAAUCAUCAUCGUCUACAAGCAUCAAUUAGAUUUACCAAAAACUAUCAACUAUUUCAUCGUGAACAUGGCUGUGUCCGAUCUGCUUUUCUCGCUGAUUUUACUUCCUGUUCAGAUAACUCAAUUGGUCACCAUGUCAUUGCACUGGCACGUCGGCGGAAUAUUAGGAUCGAGGUUUUGUAAGUUGUUUUAUUUCGCAAGCUCAGUGUCUCUUCUUGUUUCAGCUCAAAGCUUGGUGUGGAUAGCAGUUGAUAGAUUUGUCGCCGUAGUUUUUCCAAUAAAACUUGGUCUUAUUUCAAGCAAGAUUUGCACUAAAGCCGUAGUUUCCAUGUGGGUUUUAGCGGGCGUUUCUAUUUCCCAUCGAAGGUUUCAAGGAUAUUACUUGCUUCAUGCGACUAUCUGCUUUUUGGCUCCGCUGUUUGUAAUAACCGUUUUAUACACUGCAAUAGCGAUUUCCUUAAAAAGAAUUAGUAAAACCCUCAUGAACGUCGCACAAUAUGAACGACAACAUUCUGCAAAGAAGCGAAGACGAGCUACUAAAAUGACGAUUGUUAUCUUAGUGCUGUUUUACAUUUGCGUUAUUCCUCAAACUGUGUUACCUUUCUCCAUUGAAAACAUUAAAACGGGUUAA
Orbicella faveolata is the source of this 1818-nucleotide messenger RNA. Its product is annotated as endothelin B receptor-like. The record is from RefSeq and is a predicted model, not a curated record. Lineage: Eukaryota; Metazoa; Cnidaria; Anthozoa; Scleractinia; Merulinidae.